Belonocnema kinseyi is the source of this 1743-nucleotide messenger RNA. RefSeq names its product peroxidase-like. Gene Ontology annotation, biological process: response to oxidative stress. The coding region runs from base 1 to 1743 and encodes 580 amino acids. The transcript has 11 exons. NCBI's taxonomy places the organism in Eukaryota, Metazoa, Arthropoda, Insecta, Hymenoptera, Cynipidae. The record is from RefSeq and is a predicted model, not a curated record. Gene Ontology annotation, molecular function: heme binding; peroxidase activity.
AUGACGCCAGAGGCUAUGGACAUUGAAUGCGGUGAUGUUUCCCCAUAUCAGUGUAAAGAAUCAAGGUAUCGAGCUUUUAAUGGUUCUUGCAAUAAUUUGUUGCAUCCCACCUGGGGAAUGCCAUACACAAGAAGUAAACGCAUUCUACAUGCAGCUUAUGCCGAUGGAAUUCGUACUCCUAGGUUAUCCCUAAGUGGGAAACCAUUGCCACUGCCUAGAGUCGUCAGCUUCAAAUUAUUCCCCAACGUAUCAAUGCACGAUAAACAGUUUACUUUAGUGACAAUGCAAUAUGGCCAGGUUAUUGCAGAAGAUAUUACGUUGGUAGAUCGUCCGAAAUCCUCACCGGCAAAUCAGUGUUGCUCAAUAGAAAGGAAGCUAGAUAAAGAUUAUUUAAAAAAACCUUUGUGCUAUCCGUUUCUUAUACCCAAGGAUGAUCCAGAUUACAAAAACAGUGGAGUCGAGUGUAUUGAACGAUUCAUACGUACUACUACUGAUUUGGAUCGGGGUUGUUCUAUCAGAAAAGGAGCUGUGACACAGCUAGCACUUAUCACACAUACAUUAGAUUUGUCUCCAGUUUAUGGAUUUAAUGAUAAAGCCGCUGCCAGUGUACGAGAACUAAAAGGUGGUCGAUUACGUGUCGAAAGACGAAACAAUCAUGACUGGCCACCGAUCAUUAGAGAGCAAUAUUUUUCUUGCAAUGGAACAAUAAACACUUGUUACAGGCUUGGUGACGCGAGAGUAAAUCAAAAUGCGGACUUAGCAAUUAUGCUUAUUAUUCUGAUGAGAGAACAUAAUAGAAUUGCUGAUUGCAUAGCUAAACUAAAUUCCGAUUGGCCCGAUGAGAAGAUUUUCCAUGAAGCAAGACGAAUUCUUAUUGCUCUGUAUCAAAGUAUUUCAUACAAUGAGUGGUUGCCAUUAAUUUUAGGUCGCGAGAAUUGUUAUAAAAACAAACUUAUCUAUGAAACGAAAGAAUAUGUCAACGAUUAUGAUCCUUCAGUGGACCCCACUAUUACUAAUGAAUUUGCAGCUGCAGCAUUUCGCUCCUUCCACUCAACAAUUGCUGGAAACCUUAAACGCUAUAAUGAGGAUCGACAGUUUGCUUAUUCUUCUUCAAGAUUCGGUGAACACUUUUUCAAUCAAACUGUCAUCGAAAAUUGUGACAACUUUGAUGGUCUGCUGAGAGGAUUAUGCACUCAGCCCCAAGAAGCGGCUGAUAAAUACUACGACAAAGAGAUAACAGUUUUUAUGAGUGGAAUAACACCGACUACCGGAAUGGAUCUUCGAGGCUUUGAUAUUCACAGAGGACGAGACCACGGUCUUCGACCCUACAUCGAUUAUCGCAUUCACUGUGGACUUUCGAAAGAUGUUAAAAAAUUGUCAGAACUAUAUGAGACUCCAGCUGAUGUUGAUUUAACAGUAGGAGCGUCUUUAGAAAAAAAUAUUCCAGACUCUAUGGCUGGGCCAACGUUUCACUGUCUUUUGACUAAACAAUUUCUUAAUACAAGAAUAGGUGAUCGCUUCUGGUUUGAAAAUGGAAAAAGUGGAACACCUUUCACCCUUAUACAACUGAAUGAAAUUCGAAAGGCAAGUAUCUCCAGAUUAAUAUGUGACAACGCUAAUGAUAUAAAAUCAAUGCAGCUGAAAGGAUUCGAGCUUAUUUCUAAAAAGAAUCCACUGCUUGACUGUCAAGAUAUUCCUUCGAUCGAUUUAUCACUUUGGAAGGAAAGUGCAAGUAAGAAAUAA